AUGCCCCCAAAGAGCCUGCUGGAGUGCAAGGGGGUGUCUCAAUCUGCUGGAUGUCAGGAGGUGUUAUUCAAAGAGCUCUUCUGGACGUGCAAGAGAUGUCUACACAGGAUGCUUAGUGGGAAGCUGUCUGUUAUUAUUCUAGAUGUUCACAAAACCUUGGAAGAAACAAUGACCCAGAGGAACCAGAACCGAUUUUAUGGAUUCCUGUGUGCCUAUUUCACCUCCAUGUACGGCCACAGCCCGGGCCUUUAUAGAAACAUGAUGGUGAAGGAGGUGGAGGAGGUCCAACGCGGCCUGUCUGGGACCUUCUAUAACCGUACACCUGAACGUGGCCCAGUGGGGCCUGUCUGGGACCUGUCUGAUCAACGUGGGAAACGCAAAACAAAUGCAAACCAGGAUCCAGAUGUCCCUGACCGAAGAGGAGUACUCUUGGUUUUCAGACUUCCUGAAAUUAAUGCACUGCCUCCCAGGGGAAAGAAAGCCCAGUACUUCUUUUUCAAUUCCACCAACACUGAGAUCAAGAACCUGCCCGUCUACCUGAGGGAGGCGUGGAAGGAGAUGGGCCUGCCUGGAAGCCCGACCUUCACUGACCUGCGGACUUCCAUCUUCAGUCAUGUCAAAAACGUUCUCCCGAAUGCCGACGGGGAAACGUUGGCCGACUUCGUGCGCCACGACAGCCGGAUGGAAGCCAAACGUUACGCGGUGAAUCCUUCCAAAGCUGGUGAAACCAGCGCCUUCCGUGAGACGCCGUUGAAGGGGAGAAGGUACCGCACCGCGGGCGCCGCAGAGAACCAGCCAUCCACCUCCAGAAAGCAGAAGACGAGAGAGAGGAAGUCUCCGAGCGGAGCACCACCCCUGAAGAGACCGAGGUGCAGUACUAGGAGUCUGGCACGUCCCCCGGGGAGGAGCAGCAGGAACGGACAAACUCUAGGAAAAUAAGAUAUUCAGAGACAACGCAGAUCAGAUUACACUUGUACACCGUUUAACACUCAAGAACAAACAGAUACUCGGGCGUGGUGGUCUCCUCCAACUGAAGGGCAUGGUGGUCUCCUCCAACUGAAGGGCAUGGUGGUCUCCUCCAACUGAAGGGCAUGGUGGUCUCCUCCAACUGAAGGGCAUGGUGGUCUCCUCCAACUGAAGGGCAUGGUGGUCUCCUCCAACUGAAUGGCAUGGUGGUCUCCUCCAACUGAAGGGCAUGGUGGUCUCCUCCAACUG
This is a messenger RNA of Oncorhynchus nerka (sockeye salmon), 1215 nucleotides long. RefSeq lists its product as uncharacterized. Bases 1 to 939 code for a protein of 312 amino acids. NCBI's taxonomy places the organism in Eukaryota, Metazoa, Chordata, Actinopteri, Salmoniformes, Salmonidae. The record is from RefSeq and is a predicted model, not a curated record. The transcript has 5 exons.